CCGCCGCCGCCAUUCCCCCGCCCACGGCGCCGCCGUCGAUGGCGUCGUCGGCGGGCGGCGACGAGGCCUCCCCGCCCAAGCCCAUCCUCCUGCACGGGGACCUGGACCUGUGGAUCGUCGAGGCGCGGCUGCUCCCCAACAUGGACAUGUUCUCCGAGCACAUCCGCCGCUGCUUCGCCACCUGCGGCACCGCCGCCUCCUGCGCGCCCAAGCAGGCGCACCCCGCCAACCACCGCGGCGGGGAGGACCCGCGCCGCCACCACCGCAGGAUCAUCACCAGCGACCCCUACGUCACGCUCUCCGUCGCCGGCGCCGUCGUCGCGCGCACCGCCGUCAUCCCCAACAGCCAGGAGCCGCGCUGGGCCGAGCAGUUCUUCGUGCCGCUCGCGCACCGCGCCGCCGCGCUCGACUUCCAGGUCAAGGACAACGACACCUUCGGCGCGCAGCUCAUCGGCACCGCCUCCGUGCCCGCCGACCAGGUCGCCGCCGCCGUCGACGACGAGGUCGAGGGCUGGUUCCCCGUCCUCGGGCCCAGCGGCAAGCCAUACAAGCCACGCACCGCGCUCUUCCUCCGCUUCCGCUUCCGCCCGCUCGCCACCAACCCCAUGUACCGCUGCGGCAUCCCCGGCGACCCCGAGCAGCAGGGCGUCAAGGACUCCUACUUCCCGCUGCGCCACGGCGGGCAGGUCACGCUCUACCAGGACGCGCACGUCAACGAGGGGGACCUGCCGGAGAUCCAGCUCGAGCCGGGGAAGCUGUUCCAGCACAACCAGUGCUGGGAGGACAUCUGCCACGCCAUACUCGAGGCGCACCACAUGAUCUACAUCGUCGGAUGGUCCAUCUACGACAAGGUCAGGCUUGUGCGCGAGCCCUCAUCCUCCAGGCCGCUGCCGGAGGGCGGCGACCUCACGCUCGGGGAACUGCUCAAGUUCAAGUCGCAGGAGGGUGUCAGGGUCUGCCUGCUCGUCUGGGACGACAAGACGUCGCAUGACAAGCUCUUCAUCAAAACGGGUGGUGUGAUGGGAACACAUGAUGAGGAAACUAGAAAGUUCUUCAAGCAUUCCUCAGUCAUUUGUGUUCUUUCACCUCGAUAUGCCAGCAGUAAGCUGAGCAUUUUCAAACAACAGGUUGUUGGUACAUUGUUUACUCACCAUCAAAAAUGUGUGAUGGUUGAUACACAAGCUUGGGGAAACAAGCGGAAAGUUACUGCUUUUGUUGGGGGGCUAGAUCUUUGUGAUGGGCGUUAUGAUACUCCCCAACAUAGGCUUUUUAAAGACCUUGACACAGUAUUCGAAAACGAUUAUCAUAACCCAACAUUUUCGGGAAGUACGAAAGGACCAAGACAACCAUGGCAUGAUUUGCACUGUAAGAUUGAUGGACCAGCUGCCUAUGAUGUCUUGAAAAAUUUUGAGCAACGCUGGAGAAAGGCUACCAAGUUCCGUAAUCGAUUUAGGAAAGUAACUCGUUGGAAAGAUGACGCCUUGAUAAAGCUGGAGCGUAUCUCAUGGAUACUAAGCCCUUCGCCUAAUGUUCCAAAUGAUCAUGUUAGUUUGCGGGUUUCAAAAGAAGAAGAUCCUGAAAACUGGCAUGUUCAGAUAUUCCGGUCAAUUGAUUCAGGCUCUCUAAAAGGAUUUCCUAGUGAGAGCAAAGAAGCUUCAAAGCAGAAUCUUGUGUGCCGAAAGAAUCUCAUAAUCGAUAAGAGCAUCCACACAGCAUAUGUCCGGGCAAUCAGAUCAGCGCAACAUUUCAUUUACAUAGAAAAUCAGUAUUUUCUUGGUUCUUCGUACGCAUGGCCAUCCUAUGUGAAUUCAGGUGCCGACAAUCUGAUACCAAUGGAGUUGGCCCUCAAAAUUGCGAGCAAAAUUAGAGCUGACGAAAGAUUUGCAGUUUAUGUAGUCAUACCAAUGUGGCCAGAAGGAGUCCCUACCGCAGCCUCUGUGCAAGAAAUUCUAUACUUUCAGGCUCAGACAAUGGAGAUGAUGUAUAGAGUAAUUGCACAAGAGCUCAAGGCCAUGAAUAUUGAGAAUGCAAACCUUCAAGAUUACUUGAACUUCUACUGUCUGGGCAACCGGGAAGAACCAUCAACAAAUGGCAGUCCCGACUCAGACAAAUCUUCAGAUAAAAGUGCAGCGGGCCUGGCUCGAAAAUAUCGGCGGUUCAUGAUCUAUGUUCAUGCAAAAGGGAUGAUUGUAGACGACGAAUAUGUCAUUCUGGGGUCAGCAAACAUCAAUCAAAGAUCCUUGGCUGGUUCAAGAGAUACUGAAAUAGCAAUGGGCGCCUAUCAACCUCAUCAUGCAUGGGCUACAAAGGGGGGUCAUCCUCACGGCCAGGUAUAUGGAUAUAGGAAUUCUCUCUGGGCUGAGCACCUUGGGGUGGUGGAUGACCGCUUCAAGGAUCCUUCAAGCCUGGACUGUGUAAGAUUAGUGAACCAAAUAGCUGAAGAGAACUGGGAGAGAUUCACGUCAGAAGAUAUGAAAACAUUGCAAGGGCACCUCCUCAGAUACCCGGUGAGGAUAGAGCCUGAUGGCAACAUCGGCCCUCUGCCAGACCAAGAAUGCUUCCCUGAUGUCGGUGGCAAGAUCUGCGGAGCUCCAACCUCACUUCCUGAUUCGCUGACAAUGUAAACGUCAUCCUAGCGCUUUUGAGAGUGACUUUUCCACACCUGUAAAAACUACAUGAUUUUUUCCUGGAUUGGCGCCGGAGUAGAACUGAAUGCGUAUCGUGAUCGGUCAUCACCCAUAGGGUGGCGUAGCGGAAGCCUGGGUUGCUAAUGGUGUUUGUAGAGCUGUUGCGUUUGUAAGAGUUUCCAGUCUGUAAAUGAAACACGACAGGGCCACUGAUAGUGUUGGUCAUUUCUACGGUCACGACAGGAUCA
Messenger RNA from Lolium rigidum, 2875 nucleotides. RefSeq names its product phospholipase D delta. Gene Ontology annotation, molecular function: D-type glycerophospholipase activity; calcium ion binding. The record is from RefSeq and is a predicted model, not a curated record. Gene Ontology annotation, biological process: phosphatidylcholine metabolic process; phospholipid catabolic process. The transcript has 10 exons. NCBI's taxonomy places the organism in Eukaryota, Viridiplantae, Streptophyta, Magnoliopsida, Poales, Poaceae. The coding region runs from base 39 to 2624 and encodes 861 amino acids. Gene Ontology annotation, cellular component: plasma membrane.